Messenger RNA from Juglans regia (Persian walnut), 895 nucleotides. RefSeq lists its product as uncharacterized. Gene Ontology annotation, biological process: maturation of 5.8S rRNA. The transcript has 5 exons. NCBI's taxonomy places the organism in Eukaryota, Viridiplantae, Streptophyta, Magnoliopsida, Fagales, Juglandaceae. The record is from RefSeq and is a predicted model, not a curated record. Bases 173 to 730 code for a protein of 185 amino acids.
AACAGGCGAUGCCUGCUCGGCUUUCCCUUCGCUGUUCCUCCUGCAGAACACAGAUAGGGUUCUUCCUUGCGCUGAGGGAGGACUGAGAGACAGAGACAGAGACAGAGUCAGACAGAGAAUUAACUUAAAAGUUAUUUUCUUGAGCUUUUUUCGUUAAAACCCAGAAGCUAAAAUGGCCAAGCGCGAGCUUUCUAGCACUCUGAAAAACCUGAAGUUCAUGCAAAGGGCUGCUGCGAGAGAGGAAAACACCAAGAAAGAGGAGGAAUUCAAAUCUGAUGGGAAUUUCUGUUCCCCUGGUACCGUUAAUCGAAAGUGUGUGGUUAUAAUGGAAGGUAAUCCCCAUCCUGGAGCAAUUAAAGGCCGCAUGUCAUUUCAAAGUUUUAAUCCUUCUAUUGAUAAACUGAAUGAAGCAGCAGCAAACCCAGUGUGUGCCACUUCUUCUGGCAGUCAAAGUGGAGAAAUAUUUUUUAGAGAAAAUGGAUCAACUGAUGGAUCAGAGCACAUGAACGUUGAUGAAUCGAAUUACAAGGCUAAUGGCAAUCAUAAGAGAAAACAAUCCGAUGUAGUGUCUGAAACACAAAAUCCAAAUAAAUCCCCAAAACAUGUUCAAGGUAAUCAACCAUCAUCACCAAAUAAUAGUAAAGGCUCCUUCAAGACCCCAAAGGGUCAUAGGCUGGACUGGAGUGUUCUUAGACCGCCAAAGAGUCAAAACAAAAACAAAAGAGGGUGAGCAUCUUCAAUGUUCUUAUUCACAGCUGUGCCAAUUUCUUCUUGAUUUGCUUUGUCCGAAAAUUUGAAUCUGUAAUCUCUUGUUCUGUUAUUGAUACUAGGUUUUUUUAAACAAUUAUUAAUUGUAGAAGGUGGAAUUUAAGUUCAUUAAAGCUCCUUUCAAGCC